Necator americanus (New World hookworm) is the source of this 306-nucleotide messenger RNA. RefSeq lists its product as uncharacterized. NCBI's taxonomy places the organism in Eukaryota, Metazoa, Nematoda, Chromadorea, Rhabditida, Ancylostomatidae. Bases 1 to 306 code for a protein of 101 amino acids. The transcript has a single exon. The record is from RefSeq and is a predicted model, not a curated record.
AUGCCGCUCUGUCUCACCUUCAUCGACUUAAAGGAGGCCUUCGACUCAGUUGAGACGGAAGCGGUCGUGGGAAGCCUUGGACAGCCAAGGCGUCCCUACUCAGUACUAGUAAAGGUACUUGGAGAGUUGUACAGUAACUUCACGACCGGAAUUUCGCCGUUAUACAAGAAUAUCAUCAUUGACGUGAAGAGGGGCGUCCGACAGGGUGAUACAAUCUCACCCAAAAUGUUCACAGCCACCGUCGAGAACGCAAUGCGAAAGUUGGAAUGGGACGACAUGGGAGUGAAGGUUGAGCAGGACACGUGA